GUGAUCGACAGUAACAAGAUGGCCCGGGUUUGUUUGCUGGCCUUCACCGCUGGGUUACUGCUGGAGAUGUGCGGGCUCGCGGCUGGAGUCACUGAGGAAAACACAGGUUCUGUGUUUGUGUCUCAGCAGUCGGCAGCUAUGGUUUUACGUCGUUUUCGGAGGUACAACAGUGGCGGUCUGGAGGAGCUGCCCUUUAAAAACAAAGACAACCUGGAGAGGGAGUGUAAAGAGGAGGUCUGCAAUAUGGAGGAGGCCAGGGAGGUGUUUGAGAACGACGAAAAGACUAUGGAGUUCUGGGUCAAUUACACUGAUGAGGACCAGUGCCUGUCAAAUCCUUGUCAGAAUGAAGGUGUGUGUGAAGAUGGAAUCGCCUCCUAUGUUUGCUGGUGCACAUCAGACUUCAGUGGAAAGAACUGUGAGAUAGAGGUAGCCAAGCAGUGCUCAGUCAACAAUGGUGGAUGUUCCCAUUUCUGUGCUAUGCAGUCAGGUCAUGUUGUGUGCCAGUGUGCUGCAGGUUACACACUUGGUCAAGACAAGAAGAGCUGUGAGCCUGCAGAACAUUUCUCCUGUGGUAUCGUGACCACCUUGAACGUCAGGUCAUCCAGCGGGACACACACCCCUAAAAUGAAAUCCAACGGCACCCUGCAGGACACGCACUUUGACUUCAAUGACACAUUCUCAUAUGAAGACUACGACCUCCCGGUCAAUGUUUCCAAUCCGCUGAACUCCUCUCUGGCCUCUGUACUAGAGCCACGUCUAUUAAACUCUGCUGUGAGUGCCACGCCAACCCCAACUGAGGUUCUUGCGAACAGCAGCGAGGUUAGCAACGUCUCAGACACGCCCUCUAGUGACACCACAGACAAAAAGCAGCUGCCGUCCUGGGCUUUCUACGCCACAAUGCCUACCAUCACAGAACAGCAAAACGAGGACAAGAGGAUUGUUGGGGGCAAUGAAGCUAGUCCUGGAGAGAUCCCCUGGCAGGUAACCCUGAUGAGCCUUCAGAAACAGGAGCCUUUCUGUGGAGGCUCGCUGCUUAGUGAGGUGUGGGUCAUCACCGCUGCCCAUUGUCUGACAGAGGGAAAAACUGCUGCAGGAGGCUUCUUCGUCAGAGUAGGUGAACAUGAUCUGCACAAGUCAGAGGGUACAGAGAAAGACCAUUUUGUGGCAGAGCAGAUCAUCCACCCACAUUACAAUGACCAGAGGUCACAGUACAACCACGACAUUGCCCUGCUGAAGCUCAGCGCUCCUGUGGAACUGUCCAACCAGCGCCGUCCCAUCUGUCUGGGCCCAAAGGACUUCACGGAGACCCUGCUAAGGGAGGCCAGUACCUCCCUGGUGAGCGGCUGGGGAAAGCUGAGGUUUCAGGGCCCAGAGGCAAGAAAGCUGCAGAAGCUGGAGGUCCCCUAUGUUGAACGGACUCGGUGUAAAGGCAGCAGCCGAGAACAGAUCACACGCUUCAUGUUCUGUGCAGGUUACCACAGCGAACCGAUGGAUUCGUGUCAGGGGGACAGCGGAGGCCCCCAUGCUAGCAAUUACAAAGGCACUUGGUUCCUGACAGGCAUCGUUAGCUGGGGGGAGGAUUGUGCCAAGGAGGGAAAGUAUGGCGUCUACACCCGCGUGUCACGUUACUACCCGUGGAUCAGUCAGACCACAGGGAUUCGAAUUAGCUCAUAGUGACAACACAAAAUGUGCA
This is a messenger RNA of Myripristis murdjan (pinecone soldierfish), 1693 nucleotides long. RefSeq names its product coagulation factor IXb (gene f9b). Gene Ontology annotation, cellular component: extracellular region. Gene Ontology annotation, molecular function: calcium ion binding; serine-type endopeptidase activity. Gene Ontology annotation, biological process: blood coagulation; proteolysis. The coding region runs from base 19 to 1674 and encodes 551 amino acids. The transcript is spliced from 8 exons. The record is from RefSeq and is a predicted model, not a curated record. Lineage: Eukaryota; Metazoa; Chordata; Actinopteri; Holocentriformes; Holocentridae.